AUGGGGAAAAUCAAGGCUCUAAGGUUGGAGAUGAAGAAGAAUGCUGGAAGGGAUGCAGAGUUGGACUGGCUGGGCUGGCUACAGCAGACUUUAGGAUCAUGGAAACUGGGGUUGGUGAAGAUUGGAGUACCAGUUAUUAUUUGCAUUGUGGCAAUAAGUCUUGUCCUCUGCUGUUGCAUUCCGGUAUUGAGAGCAGUAGUGGUGCGAGGGGUAACAAGACAGAUGUUAGUGCUGAAUGCGGAGAGCAAGAGUAGCCAACCAGAGCAGUUCCCCAUCAAGGACUGGUUAGCGGAGGACGACUCGUUGGACGAUGAAAAGACCAUGGACUGUGACAGUAUACCUACUUUUUGA
This is a messenger RNA of Knipowitschia caucasica, 351 nucleotides long. NCBI's taxonomy places the organism in Eukaryota, Metazoa, Chordata, Actinopteri, Gobiiformes, Gobiidae. The record is from the annotation of a GenBank genome assembly.